Molecule: messenger RNA, 1010 nt
Organism: Arachis duranensis
Lineage: Eukaryota; Viridiplantae; Streptophyta; Magnoliopsida; Fabales; Fabaceae
Product: ferredoxin C 2, chloroplastic
Exons: 7
Coding region: 169-732 (187 amino acids)
Molecular function (GO): iron-sulfur cluster binding
Source: RefSeq, a predicted model, not a curated record
CGCCCGAAGCCCUCAACGCAGUCACCUCCUUCGCGCCUUCAGCAGCGUCGCGACCUCAGCAGCUUCGCGACCUCAGCAGCUUCGCGGCCUCAGCCUCCGUCGCGCCCUCAGCCACUUCGCCGUCAGCGUCUGCCUCAUUUCCAGAGAACGAUAAUCAGCAGCCACAACAUGGCUCUUCGAAUUCCCUGUAACUGCUGCAUUCCAUUCUCAAACCACCAAUCUUCCGCUUCUAACGCUUUCUACACCGCUGCUUUCACAAACCGCCGCAAGUCCACCUCGGCGGCGAGGGCGGAGCUCCGGACGCAGGUGGAUGUGACCGCCCCAACUGCUUACUCGUCACCGUCCGGUGAGGUUCCUACUCACAAGGUCACCGUCCAUGAUACACAAAGAGGAAUUGUUCACGAGUUCGUGGUUCCUGAGGAUCAGUAUAUAUUACACACUGCUGAAUCUCAGAACAUUACCCUUCCGUUUGCCUGCAGGCAUGGUUGUUGUACUAGCUGUGCUGUACGUAUAAAGAACGGACAGAUUAGACAGCCAGAGGCACUUGGGAUAUCUGCUGAAUUGAAAGAAAAGGGCUAUGCACUUCUUUGUGUGGGGUUCCCAUCCACGGACGUUGAAGUAGAAACGCAAGAUGAAGAUGAGGUAUAUUGGCUUCAGUUCGGACGGUAUUUCGCCCGAGGACCAGUGGAGAGAGAUGACUAUGCCUUGGAGUUGGCCAUGGGCGACGAGUAAGUAAAACAAUGUAAAAUCUGAGAACCAUUGGAGCACACAAUGCGGAAUUUUCUGUUUUCCCUCUCUUUUUACAUGGUUCUAGCCUUGAAUAUUUGCACGUCAAGUAAAAUCCCCAAUCCUUCCUCUCUUAAAAGUAGUGGACUGUUGUCAUUAGCAUAGUAUACAAAUGUAGGUAAUCUUCAUGCAUAUCUCUGUCAUCGUGGUUUGUGUAAAUUAGUAUUCUAAUACUUGAUUAUAUAUCGCCGCGUAUCAAAUUUUAAAGGUCCUUUAGUCAUAAA